GACCGCGCGCGAGGAGCGGGGCCACUCAGCAGCGCCGAGAGCCCGCGGAAAAACCUCCGCUGCCCCGGCGCUCCUCCCGUCGCCGUGCGGCGUCUCCAGCCAGAGGACCGCGUUACCUGCGCCCGGCGCGGGAGGAAAAUGGCUCAAACUCUUGCACCAGCAACAUCCAUCCAUGAUGAGGAAUCCUUGGAAAGCAGAAUGGUGGUUACAUUCCUCAUGUCAGGACUUGAAUCAAUGUGUAAAGAACUUUCCAAGUCCAAGGCAGAAAUUGCCUGUAUUGGUGUAUAUGCAAGAAAUGUUUUUGUUGUUGGCACUGAGAGAGGAAAAGCCUUUGUCAACGCUAGAGAAGAUUUUAAGACGGAUUUUAUUGAAUACUGUGUUACAGAAGACAGGCCUCCAGAACUGCAGAAAACAAAGACUACACCACCUGUAAACAAACAGACGGUGGAUGCUGAGGAGCUGGAGGCUCUUAGAAAGUCUGUGGAGGAGUUUUUCUGCUUUUCCUAUGGUAAAGCUUUAGGAAAGUCAACAGCAGUACCUGUGCCAUAUGAAGAGAUUCAGAGGAACCAGUCUGCUGUGAUAGUGCAGGGCCUGCCUGAAGGAAUCACUGUUAAACAUCCAUCAAAUUAUGAUGUUUCCACCCUGAAAUGGAUUUUGGAAAAUAAAUCAGAGAUCUCAUUUAGUAUCAGCAGGCCUAUCCUAGAACCAAAGAAACAGAUCGAAGCUGAUGUGACAGAUCCUUCACCUUCAGUUAUACCCCCAUGUGAAAGUUGUCCACCUGUUAAUGUGAAAACGGAACCAAGCAAGGAUUCUGAGACAAACGAGGAUCAUGGAAUUUCUUCCAAAAUGUCAACAGUAACAAUGAAGCAGGAAAGAGAUGAUCCUAACUACUAUCAAUUUAAUACUCCAGCAGGCCCUUCCAAAACAUCAGAGAAAGAAGAAAAAAUUGCUCCUGAAAAAAGUUACACAGAGCCCUCCCAGCCUGACUUGUCAGACACAAGUGAGGAUUCUGAGGCUGAGUUCAGUAACGAAGAUGAUGUUGAUGUUGGUGAUGAUAAUGACGGUGAUGAUGACUAUCUGCCCAGUGAAGGGAUCCUGAGGAGCCCCAGUUCGGCUGCUGAAGCUGCCAGUACUGGGAGAAGAAAUGCAGAAGAAUUUAAUUUUAAGGCCUCCCACCAUGACUUACCAGAAAUAAGCGAGAAACCUGAGGUUGAGGUCACCAUAGAAGAAGAUGAUGAUGACUACCUACCACCUGACAAGAGACAGAAGAGCACCAAGUUAGCUAAUGAAGCUGCCUGUACUGGAAGAAGAAAUGCAGAAGACUUGAAUUCUGAUUCCUCCCAACAUGACUCAUCAGAAGCAAGUGAGGAUUCUGACGCUGAAAUCACUAGUCAAGAAGACGAUGAUGAUGAGUACCUGCCGCCUAGCAAGAGAAAGAGGAGGAUGAACACCAGGUCGGCUAAGGAAACUGCCAAUAGAAGGAGAAGAAAAUCAAAAUAUUUCAACUGCAACUCCUCCCAACAUGACUUGUCUGAAAAAACUGAAAAUCCUGAGGUUGAGGUCACUGUUGAUGAUGAUGAUGAAGAAUACCUAUCAGCUGAAAAGAAAAUGAAGACUGAAAUUUUGGCAAAUGAAUCUGCCGAUGCUGAGAGAGGAGAAAUCAUUGAGUUCAGUCUUGACGGUGAAAAGGGAAGUGGCAGAACUAUGGUGUGCCUGGAAUCCCCCAGGUUAGCUGGAGCUGAUGAAGAUUCCUCCCAGCAUGAAUCAUCAGAAGGAAGUGAGGUUUCUGAGGCUGAACUCAGUAGUGAAGAUGAUGAUGACUACAUACCCCGUGAGAGGAGACAGAGAAGCCCCAAGUCAGGUAACGACUCGGGCAGUAGUGGGAGAAGCAGAGGAAUACAGUUCAAUUUUGACAAAUGGAAUACACGAAUUACUGACUUGAGAAGGGAAGUUGAAGAGCUGUUUGAUAAAAAAUAUGGUGAGGCUAUAAAAGCAGAGGGUCCAGUGUCUGUCCCAUACACAACCUUCCAUUCACAUCCAGAAGAUUUAGUUGUGGAGGGGCUGCCAGAUGGGAUUCCCUUCAGGCGCCCAGCCACGUAUGGCAUUCCCCGGCUGGAGAGGAUCCUUCUGGCAAAGGAGCGGAUCCGCUUUGUGAUUAAGAAGCCUGAACUUCUGAAUUCGACAGAUGCUCCCGUGGUCAAUACAGUUCCAGCAGUCUCAAAUACAGUGAAAGAGGACUGGCAUUCCAGAGUCACCAAACUGAGAAAGAUGGUAGAUCAACUUUUCUGCAAAAUGUAUGCCAAGGCUUUGGGGAGCAGUGAUCCCAGAGCUGUUCCAUACAAGAAAUUUGAAGCUCAUCCAAAUGACCUCUAUGUUGAAGGGCUGCCAGAGAACGUCCCCUUCAGGAGUCCCUCCUGGUAUGGAAUCCCUUGCCUUGAACAAAUAAUUAAAGCAGGCCACAGAAUAAAAUUUGUGAUCAAAAGGCCAGAGCUGCUAACUCACGCUUCAAACGAAGGUAUCCCGCACAGGUCAAACCCUCAAGCAAGAGAAGAUUGGAAUUCCAAGAUCACAAAGCUAAGAAAGCAAGUAGAAGAUAUAUUUAGUGUGAAGUUUGCUGAAGCUCUGGGGCUUUCAGAGGUUUCAGAUUCAGUGAAAGUUCCCUAUUCUGUGUUUGAAUCACACCCUGACUCCUUGGUGGUGGAAGGCUUGCCAGAAGGAGUCCCCUUCCGGAGUCCCACGUGGUUUGGAAUUCCACGCCUCGAAAGAAUCAUCCGUGCGAGUACCAAAAUCAAAUUUAUUAUUAAGAAGCCUGAGCUUAUCAUUUCCCAUUUGCCUCUAAGACUGGCUAGUAAACUAAAGAAAAAAGGAAUUGGUCCUUCCAAAGAUCAAAGGACUUCCAAAAGGUCACGAAGCUCUUCAGAAAAUUCAAGUGUCCCGGAGAUUGAAGUUACUAUUGAAGACAGUCCUAAAAAAGACCAAACCACAAAUGCAGAAACUAAUUCUCAUACCGAUGACUCCAAUGAAAAUUUGAAGCCACAAGGAAGAGAGUUUUCUUUUGAGCUCUGGAAUGCCAAAAUCAAUGACUUGAAGCAGAAAGUAGAAGAUCUUUUUAAUGAAAAAUGUGGGGAAGCUCUGGGACGCAGUGGGCCAGUGAAGGUGCCAUAUGCACUGUUUGAUUCCUACCCAGAGGAUUUCCAUGUGGAAGGACUGCCUGAGGGCGUGCCCUUCCGCCAGCCUACGACUUUUGGGAUUCCAAGACUAGAGAAAAUCCUGAGAAAUAGACCCAAAAUAAAAUUUAUUAUUAAAAAGCCUGAGGUGCUUGAGGCAGCUAUCAAAGGAAGGUCUGAUAGAAGCACCCAAGGAAAAAAUAAUUCCUCCAGUAAAGCCAAUACAGCAAGGACCACAAAAAACACAGUGAAAGCAUCUGAAGAUGUUGAAGACCUAAACAUUGUUAAAGUAACCAUAAAAGAUGAUGAAAGUGAGCGACUGCCAAAAGCAGAAAAUGCCAGACAAUUGAGAGAGCAAGUAAAUGAUCUUUUUAGCCAGAAAUUUGGUGAAGCCACUGGUAUGAAUUUUCCUGUGAAAGUUCCAUACAGAAAAAUCACUAACAACCCUGGCUGUGUGUUGGUGGAUGGAAUGCCUCCAGGUGUGGCAUUUAAAGCACCCAGUUAUCUGGAACUCAGCUCAAUGAGGAAGAUUUUGGAUUCAGCAGAGUCUAUCAAGUUCACUGUCAUUAGACCAUUUCCAGGACUUGUGAUUAACAAUCAGCUGCUAGAAGAAGCUGAAGCAGAAGCACCAGCAGCAGCCACUAGCACAGCAGUACUACCAGAGCCAGCUGAACCAAGCCAUAUAGAAGUAUCUCUAGGAGAUAACACAGAAACAGAAGAAAAGUUUCAGCUAAAGCAUGAACCAGACCUGACGUCAUAGACCUCAUCCAUACUGGAAGCUGCCCCUUCUGAGAGGAGCCUGCUCGGCCUGUCUAGAGCUGUGUAAUAUAACUGUAUAAGAGAAGUAUCUUCUAUACAAACCCUUUUGUACUAUUAUAUAAAAUGUCUACUUUUUCAGCAGUUCUGUGAAUUGACCUAAUAAUGACUGUAGAUUUGGAUUGUCUGAGUUUACUUUGGAAUAUAUUUUAACGAAUAAAUUUGAUGCAGCGGUGCUGGGGAGAUGGCAGGGAUUAUAAUCAACAGGGACUUAGCUCAGGCUGUCUGUACUUUCCAAUAAAGCUGAAUUUCACUGUACCUGAAUGCAUCCUAACUUUUGUAAUGAAAAAUUCCUGCAAAGAGUUCAGUUUGUUUACUUUGAAGAAAAAAUCCUCUACAUUAAUUUUCAGCUAUUAAUGUCUCAUUGGACAACAGUAUCUGUAUAUUUGAGUUAUUUUUUCCUAUUAUAUCUAUUACAAUUAAUAUGUUUUUCCUAAAUAAAAGAUUAAAUUAUC
Molecule: messenger RNA, 4438 nt
Organism: Pyrgilauda ruficollis (rufous-necked snowfinch)
Lineage: Eukaryota; Metazoa; Chordata; Aves; Passeriformes; Passeridae
Gene: GTF2I
Product: general transcription factor IIi
Exons: 44
Coding region: 139-3927 (1262 amino acids)
Cellular component (GO): nucleus
Molecular function (GO): DNA-binding transcription factor activity
Source: RefSeq, a predicted model, not a curated record